AUGGAUUGGGAUCUUGAUAGAAAAGUAUCUGCUAUCACUAUUGAUAAUUGUUCCACCAAUGAUGCGAUGAUUAACAUUUUGUUGGAUAAAUUGGAUAGUAGUCCUCUUCUUUUGGGUGAGACUUUGCUCCAUAUGUGUUGUUGUGCACAUAUUCUCAAUUUGAUUGCCAAAGAUGGAUUGAAUGUGAUAAGAGUAGGUGUAGAGAAAAUUCGGGAUAGUGUAGCUUAUUGGAUAGCAACUCCUAAAAGAGUAGAAAAAUUUGUAGAAACAGCUCGUCAAGUGAAAAAUUUGAAUACUAAAAAGAUGGGACUUGAUUGUGCUACUAGGUGGAAUUCAACAUAUUUGAUGCUUCAAACUGCCUUGUUAUAUAAGGAUGUAUUUUACCGUUUGAAAUAUAAAGAGACCCAAUAUACAACAUUGCCAAGUGAGGAGGAGUGGGAGUUUGCUAGAGAAAUUUGUGGGAGAUUUAAAAUAUUUUAUAAAGCAACUAAAUAUCCCACAACUAAUGUUGCUUUUCUAAAUUUAUGUGAGAUUAGGAUAACUAUCUCCCAAUGGCUCUCUUGUUCAAUUGAGGUUGUUAGAUCAAUGGCAUCAAAAAUGUUGGGAAAGUUUGACAAAUAUUGGGUUAUUAUACAUGGUCUUAUAGGGGUUGCUGUUGUACUUGAUCCUAGGUACAAACUUAAUGUGUUGGAGUUUUAUUUUGAUAAACUUUAUGGAGCUACAGCUGAAGAGAAAAUUACGAAGAUUCGCCAACUUUAUUAUGAUUUGUUGCAAGAGUAUCAAAGAAAACUUAGUUUGGGAACUGAUGCUAAUGUUGAAUCUUCUACAAGUUCAAAUUUUGGGUAUUCAGAGUAUCCAACCUUACAGGCAAUAGCUAGGGAUUUUUUAGCUAUUCCGGUAUCCACCGUUGCUUCUGAGUCUGCAUUUAGCACUAGUGGUAUGUUGGUGAGCCCGUAUCAGAGUAGAUUUCAUCCAGAUACUUUGGAAGCAUUGAUGUGUGCACAGAGUUGGUUAUGGGCUAUAGAGAUGCAAGGAAAUUCAACAUUAGAAUCAGUUGGUUACGCCACUAUAUAUGAUGAUAUGGAUGUGAAUCAGAGUUUAUCUUUCUUUUGCAAUGGGUAUGCCUUUAGUACAUUGAUUUUAUUCUUAUUUGUGAAUUUGUUUCCCUUUGGUAGUGUUGAGGUACAGGCAAAAGCACAAGAGAGUGAACAUUGGAGCAGUGAAGCAUUGGUGCAGACAAAUCUUGACAGGGCUUAUGCAUAG
Molecule: messenger RNA, 1263 nt
Organism: Camellia sinensis
Lineage: Eukaryota; Viridiplantae; Streptophyta; Magnoliopsida; Ericales; Theaceae
Source: RefSeq, a predicted model, not a curated record